GGGAGGGAGGGCAGGAGGGAGGCUGCAGGCCGCUGUAAUGGCGACUCUCUGUGUCUGAUCCGAGUCUCAGCUCAUUGCAUCGGCGCGGUUCCUCACAGAUCAUCGGGGUUUCUCUUUAAUCUGCGACCUUCAGAGGGAAUUAAAGGAAAACAAUAAGGCAGGUUGGAAGGAAGAAACAGGAGCCCGGAUCCAUCUGUUGAGCCUCGAGUCGAGAUAAACGUCCUUUUUUUGUGUCUAUUUUGUCUUUACGUGUCCUACUUGUGUCUAUUUACUUGCUGUGCUCGAGUUAACCUGCUUUAUAACUUACUUUGUAAACGGUUAUCUAACGAGAGAAGAUUAUCGUUAAAUGAGCAGCGGGAGGAAUAACAGGGUGAUGAUGGAAGGAGUGGGCGCUCGAGUAAUCCGCGGCCCGGACUGGAAGUGGGGGAAGCAGGACGGCGGUGAGGGACAUGUAGGCACCGUGAGGAGCUUCGAGAGCCCGGAGGAGGUGGUCGUGGUAUGGGAUAACGGUACCGCGGCAAACUACCGCUGCUCCGGGGCCUACGACGUCCGGAUACUGGACAGCGCGCCUACAGGUAUCAAGCACGACGGCACCAUGUGUGACACCUGCAGGCAGCAGCCCAUCAUCGGCAUCCGCUGGAAAUGUGCUGAGUGCACCAACUAUGACCUCUGCACCACCUGUUACCACGGAGACAAACACCACCUAAGACACAGGUUCUACCGCAUCACCACGCCAGGCAGCGAGAGGGUCCUUUUAGAAUCUCGGCGCAAAUCCAAGAAGAUCACAGCGCGAGGAAUUUUUACAGGAGGCCGUGUGGUGCGAGGGGUGGACUGGCAGUGGGAGGACCAGGAUGGAGGAAACGGCAGGAGAGGAAAGGUGACGGAGAUCCAGGACUGGAGUGCUGCGAGUCCUCACAGUGCCGCUUAUGUCCUCUGGGACAACGGGGCCAAGAACCUUUACCGGGUUGGCUUUGAGGGCAUGUCGGACCUAAAAUGUGUGCAAGAUGCAAAAGGGGGAACUUUCUACAGAGACCACUGUCCAGUCUUGGGUGAACAGAACGGGAACAGGAACCCCGGCGGCCUGCAGAUCGGAGACCUGGUCAACAUCGACCUGGACCUGGAGAUCGUCCAGUCUCUGCAGCACGGCCAUGGCGGCUGGACGGACGGCAUGUUCGAGACGCUCACCACCACGGGCACGGUGUGCGGCAUCGACGAGGACCACGACAUCGUCGUCCAGUAUCCCAGCGGCAACAGGUGGACGUUUAACCCGGCCGUCCUGACCAAAGCGAACGUGACGCGCAGCGGCGAGGUUCCGGCCGGCGCCGAAGGAGGAAGCUCCCAGUUCAUGGUGGGGGAUCUGGUGCAGAUCUGUUACGACAUCGAUCGCAUUAAACUGCUGCAGAGGGGACAUGGAGAGUGGGCCGAGGCCAUGCUGCCGACUCUGGGGAAGAUGGGCCGUGUGCAGCAGAUCUACUCUGACAGCGACCUGAAAGUGGAGGUGUGCGGCACGUCCUGGACCUACAACCCAGCCGCCGUCACUAAAGUGGCUUCUGCUGGAUCCGCCAUUACUAACGCAUCUGGAGAGCGUCUGUCCCAGCUGCUGAAGAAGCUGUUUGAGACUCAGGAGUCUGGAGACAUUAACGAAGAGCUGGUGAAGGCUGCGGCCAACGGAGACCUGGCCAAAGUGGAGGACAUCCUGAAGAGACCGGACGUGGACGUGAACGGGCAGUGCGCAGGACACACGGCCAUGCAGGCGGCGAGUCAGAACGGCCACGUGGACGUCCUCAAGCUGCUGCUGAAACACAACGUGGACCUGGAGGCUGAGGAUAAGGACGGAGACCGUGCGGUUCAUCACGCCUCGUUUGGGGACGAGGGCUCGGUCAUCGAGGUCCUGCACCGAGGCGGAGCCGAUCUCAACGCCAGGAACAAGCGUAGACAGACGCCGCUGCACAUCGCAGUCAACAAGGGUCACCUGCAGGUGGUGAAGACGCUGCUCGACUUCGGCUGCCACCCAAGCCUUCAGGACUCGGAGGGAGACACGCCUCUCCACGACGCCAUCAGCAAGAAGAGAGACGACAUGCUGUCCGUUCUGCUGGAGUCCGGCGCCGACGUCACCAUCACCAACAACAACGGCUUCAACGCUCUCCAUCACGCAGCGCUGCGGGGGAACCCCAGUGCCAUGCGCGUGCUGUUAUCCAAGCUGCCACGGCCAUGGAUAGUGGAUGAGAAGAAAGACGAUGGCUACACUGCCCUUCACCUGGCUGCACUUAACAAUCAUGUAGAGGUGGCAGAGCUUCUAGUCCACCAGGGAAGUGCCAGUCUGGACAUACAGAACGUAAACCAGCAGACGGCGUUGCACUUGGCCGUGGAGCGCCAGCACACGCAGAUUGUCCGGCUGCUGGUGAGAGCCGAGGCCAAGCUGGACGUGCAGGACAAGGACGGGGACACGCCGCUGCACGAGGCCCUCCGUCAUCACACCCUGUCCCAGCUCCGCCAGCUCCAAGACAUGCAGGAAGUCAGCAAAGUGGAGCCCUGGGAGCCUUCCAAGAACACGUUGAUUAUGGGACUGGGGACCCAAGGAGCAGAGAAGAAGAGCGCCGCCUCCAUCGCCUGCUUCCUGGCAGCUAACGGCGCCGACCUGACCAUCCGCAACAAGAAGGGUCAGUCUCCGCUUGACCUGUGCCCCGACCCGAGCCUGUGCAAAGCCCUGGCCAAGUGCCACAAGGAAAAGAGCAGUGGGCAGGUGGGCUCGCGCAGCCCAUCUCUCAACAGCAACAGCGAGACCCUAGAGGAGUGCAUGGUGUGUUCGGACAUGAAGCGGGACACGCUGUUCGGGCCGUGUGGCCACAUCGCUACCUGCUCGCUGUGCUCUCCUCGCGUCAAGAAGUGUCUCAUCUGUAAAGAGCAGGUCCAGUCCAGGACCAAGAUUGAAGAGUGUGUGGUUUGCUCAGACAAGAAAGCAGCUGUACUCUUCCAGCCCUGCGGUCACAUGUGCGCCUGCGAGAACUGUGCCAGUCUGAUGAAGAAGUGCGUACAGUGUCGGGCAGUGGUGGAGCGCCGUACUCCUUUCGUCCUGUGCUGCGGAGGGAAAGGUAUGGAGGAUGCCACUGAUGAUGAGGACCUUACAGGGAGCUCUAACUCAGUGGCAGGGGGGUCGCAGGAUCUUCUCCAGCCCAACAAUCUGGCGCUAAGUUGGUCCAGCGGAAACAUCCCAGCCUUGCAGAGGGACAAGGACAACACAAACGUCAAUGCAGACGUGCAGAAGCUCCAGCAGCAGCUCCAGGACAUUAAAGAGCAGACCAUGUGCCCGGUGUGUCUGGAUCGUCUGAAGAACAUGAUCUUCAUGUGCGGCCACGGCACGUGCCAGCUGUGCGGGGACCGCAUGAGCGAGUGCCCCAUCUGCCGGAAGGCUAUCGAAAGGCGGAUCCUGCUGUACUAGCGCUCCGGGCCUCGGGCUCCUUCCUGCUUCUCACCGCAGUACCCACUCCUGUGGCUGACGCUCAUCAGUGUUACAUCCAUUCUUUCUGUUUCUUUUUUUUUUUAUAUAUAUAUAUAUUAUUAUUAUGGUCUUAAAGCAACCAUCUCAUGGACUCAUGUUUUGCUACAUCAUGGCUUAUUCUUUAUGGUUCAUUACAAGCUCAUUGUACGGUGGAUGAGGAAACCAUUGUGUCUUGUGCUCUUCUUAACCAUUCCAUAGUUUUUGGCUUCUCCAUAAAGGUAACCUUGUUUAUUAGGGAGUAUUUUUUAACAGAGUGCAUCAGAUCUCUGUUUACCGGACAUCCGAGCUCAGAACACUACAGUACGACACUACGAGUCUCGACCUGUUCACCUUCAGCACGUUCACCUUCAGCAUCUGACGGAACUGCCGAGCAGAAGCUUGCGCUCGCCCUCUGUGAGAUUCCUACGCCGUAACGUUUUUUUGUUUGUUUUUUUUUUAAACGUCAGCGCGAUCUUGUACGUUUAGAAAAGGACGCGUCGAUUUUAACCCGAAAAGCGUUUGUAACAUUUUAAAGCUAAGUUCAAGUUCACGAAAGUUUAUUAUUUUUAUUUUUUCUUUUCAAAUCUUCUUCACAAGGCCACAGACAGUCAUGUGAUGGGGUUAUCCCCCCCCCCCCCUCCCCUGUCAGUCACAGCAACUCUAGUCGAUCGCGGGUGUCUGCGAACUCGUGUAUCCCGGAGACGGCGGAUAACAUACGGUUAUCUGACUUGAUGUGUCUCAGAGGAGCUCGCGUGGUUUCUUUAACUAGCGCCCCAUAGAUCUUGCUAACAAGUUAUAGAACAGCAAAACAUGAUAAACGUUAAAACGGUGCUAGCGCGACGUCAUUUUAAGAGCAAAAACACAAUGUCGCGGCCCUAAGGAAACAGAGGACUCAAGAAUAGACGUCUAUUGCUAACAAAGUGGACGCUAGUCGCUCAAGCCGAUCUAAUUCGCCGACGGUGAAUCGGCUCAGUAUGUGGUUUGUUUUUUUUUGUUUUUUACAGGAAAUGGAAGAAGGGUUAACAGGACAUCCUUAAUCCAAACCAAGAUACUCCACCAGGCCAGAGCUCUAAUAAAUCUAAAUUCUCACAUGUUUGCUAAACCAGAAUCGGCUGCUAGGAACGGCCAUGAGCAGUAAACCUGUUAAACAGCACAUUCAUCAUCAAUUCUAAAAGCUGGUGAGCAGAAAAACGUCCCAAAGACACCGGACACUCUGCUGUUGGCCCACAGAUGAUGUCUGAAGGUGAGAUGUUUCUAAAAGCUUCUCACCAGCAUCGUACUCAACUCGUGUAAGCGUAUUUAAACACGCCGGUCGCUGCGAUCCACAGAUCUCAAAUCUGUCCGAUCGAGUUUCGGAGAACCGGUGCAUCCUUAAAUUAAGCGCGCGAUGGACAAACGUCCGCUGCCGUCUCCGAGCUUCUGAAGACGGCGAACUACAGCGAGCAAAACCCGAGGAACACUAAACACUUCACUUCACUGUCGUCAUCGUCUUCUCAGAACUGCCAGAAUACAUUUAGCUGCCGUUUCCGAUAUUCUGAUCUAGUCAGGACAUUUUAAUCCACAUCCAUCACCUUUCUUUCUUUCUUUCUUUCUUUCUUUUUCUUUUUUAAACCAUGUUUUUUAAAAUAAAACCUAGAACCUCCAGUAUCUAUCAGUAGCAUAACCUUCAUCCACCGGGGUAUGUAACGAUGCCGGCCGUACCGCAGUAUGUACACACGCUUAGUAUUAUUAUUAUUAUUCCACGGCCUUAUCAAUAGGAGCGAAGGACUUGAGGUUGCGUUUUAAGAGCACAGAUACUGCGAAACAUAUCGAAGCCCCACAAACAGAUGAUGAUGAUGAUGAUGUACUGAUGAAGAGAUAACACACGUUUGCGGAACUAAAAUCUCAACCUACAAACGUUUUUGUGUUUCGGGGCAACAAGGUGUUGUGUGUGUGUGUUUUUUUUUGUUUUGUUCUGUUUUUUAAUUACAUUUGUAGACUGAAAUCGAGCGUUCAAUCUAAUCUAAACUUCAAGCUAAAAGAAAAACAGCUUUGUUCUGGUUAGUGAGUAUGAAAAGUCGGACACUAGGGGCAGCAACGAGGAACUUCUGUAGGGGAAAAGGCAGAGUUCUGGUGUAGAAACUCAUGUCACUAUUCUGAUCCUAACCCCUCUUUCUCUCUCUCUCUCUCUCUCUCUCUCUCUCUCUCUCUCUCUCUCUCUCUUUCUCUCUCUCUCUCUCUGGACAGUGUUGUAACCACGCUGAGGUCUUGUUAUAUAAUUUAUCAGAACCAUUACAUAUUAUUAGCAGUGCAAAACUUUUUCGUUCAUUUGUUUGUUUUGACGGGGUUUUGGGAGAAAAACGUAGGUUCAUACUUUUGUCUUUUUACUAUUUUGUAUCAUUUUCAUCCGAGUAAACGUUAACAUCCGAGGCUUAGGUGCACUAACGUACUUUACUGGUAGUGUCGUAUCGUGUCAUGGUUACUUCAAAGGUCUAUUUUGUACCUUAUUUUCAGUACAUAAAGAUUAUCCAGGUUUAAAAAAAAAUAAAAAAAAUAAAAGUUUGAUGUGUGCAGUACGUUUAUCAUGGGAAAUGUCCAUCAGUCUGUAUUGCAAAGAGCUUUUAAAAUUGCAGAAUAAAGAUCUAAUGAAAGAGC
Tachysurus fulvidraco (yellow catfish) is the source of this 6112-nucleotide messenger RNA. RefSeq names its product MIB E3 ubiquitin protein ligase 1 (gene mib1). The transcript has 24 exons. Gene Ontology annotation, molecular function: protein binding; zinc ion binding; ubiquitin-protein transferase activity. Gene Ontology annotation, biological process: protein ubiquitination. Gene Ontology annotation, cellular component: cytoplasm. The record is from RefSeq and is a predicted model, not a curated record. NCBI's taxonomy places the organism in Eukaryota, Metazoa, Chordata, Actinopteri, Siluriformes, Bagridae. The coding region runs from base 347 to 3439 and encodes 1030 amino acids.